Messenger RNA from Aspergillus lentulus, 1026 nucleotides. RefSeq names its product aldo/keto reductase. NCBI's taxonomy places the organism in Eukaryota, Fungi, Ascomycota, Eurotiomycetes, Eurotiales, Aspergillaceae. Gene Ontology annotation, molecular function: oxidoreductase activity. The record is from RefSeq and is a predicted model, not a curated record.
AUGGCUCUACCUGCAUCCUACUCUCUAAAAACAGGCCACAGCAUUCCAGCCAUCGGCCUCGGAACAUGGCAGUCCAAGCCCAAUGAGGUCAAAGAGGCCGUCUGCACAGCUUUAAAAGCCGGAUACCGCCACAUUGACGCUGCAGCCGUCUACGGCAACGAGAAGGAAGUCGGAGAGGGGAUUAAAUUAUCUGGUGUUCCCCGAGAAGAGAUCUUCAUCACCAGUAAACUAUGGAACACACACCAUGAGCCCGAACACGUGGAGGAGGCGCUUGAACAAACACUCCGCGAUCUCCAGAUUGACUAUUUAAAUCUCUAUCUGAUCCAUUGGCCCGUUUCAUUUCGGUACUCAACGACGACGAUCCAGCCAGUGGAUGCUGAAACCGGGCUGGUCGAUGUCAUUGACGUUCCAAUCAAGGAUACCUGGGCUGCGAUGGAGAAGCUGGUAGAGAAGGGGAAGGUGCGGUCCAUUGGAGUGAGCAAUUUCACUCGGCAGAGGAUUGAGGAGCUGAUGACUACGUAUGUCCUCAUCCUUUUUGUGGAGAUGAAGGAGCUGAUUGCAGAGCGUAGGGCUCGCAUCCACCCCGCCGUUAACCAGAUCGAAGCGCAUCCAUAUCUCCAGCAGAGGGAUUUGCUCGAGUGGUCCAAGCAACAGGGGAUCGUGAUAACCGCUUACUCGCCCCUAGGGAACAACAUUUACAAUAUUCCUCGGGCUGUCGAUGACCCAACCGUCAUUCAGGUCGCCAAAGAGCUAGGCAAGACACCCGCGCAGGUGUUGAUCAGCUGGGCGAUUCAGCGCGGGACGUCGGUCGUGCCCAAGUCAGUCACCGCAGAGAGAAUUAAAAGUAAUCUCGAGGUGUUCGUUUUACCUGAACAUGCAUUUGAGAGAAUCCAGGCGUUGGAUCGUCACCAGCGGAUGAACUUCCCGGCUAGAUUGGGAGUCGAUAUCUUUGGGGAGGUGGGCGAGGAAUCGGCCAGGCAGAGUGCGUUGGAGUGGGCUAGACAGCAGAAGAUGCAGGCAAAGUGA